This is a messenger RNA of Spodoptera exigua (beet armyworm), 435 nucleotides long. The record is from the annotation of a GenBank genome assembly. Lineage: Eukaryota; Metazoa; Arthropoda; Insecta; Lepidoptera; Noctuidae.
AUGUUUACCAAAGUGCUGACGUUAUUCGCGGUGGUGUCUGCCUGCCAGGCAAUCUUCCCGCUGCACCACCACCACCACCACCACCCAGCCAUUUCCCAUCAAGAAAUACACAAACACGAUGGCCCACACCACCCUAUACCCAUUCAUCACCACGUUCCCAUCCCAAUCCACCACCACGUGCCGCUGCUUCACCACCAUGUACCUGAACAUCUCCCCAUCCAUCACGUUCCUCACAUUCCUCAUAUCCCUCACCAUGACCACUAUGCAUUCCCCGAAUACAAAUUUGCGUACUCCGUGCACGACCAUCACACUGGUGAUGUGAAGUCUCAGCAUGAACUGCGUCACGGAGACAUUGUGAAGGGAGGAUACGAGCUAGUUGAACCCGACGGCAGAUUCAGGAAGGUGGAGUACAAGGCUGAUGACCACACCGGGUAA